GGUAUCUCUCCUGCCACCGGUCGGCCAUUCUCUCCUCCGCUCGCUUUCCGCACGACGGCCCGACAGAACCCGGGGAAGCUCGAGAAGACUGAGCUGAUGGAAGGCAAGUGCCACAAGUGCAAGAAGUGGGUUGCUGUGGAGGGCAUCAAGGAUGUUCCGACUAAGGUUCGAGAGAUAUUUUGGUGGAAGCACGCGGCGACCUGUCACCAAGGCUCGACCAUCGAAGGCGAAUGCGACGUCUUCGUCGAGGAUGAGGUCUUC
Trametes versicolor FP-101664 SS1 is the source of this 261-nucleotide messenger RNA. RefSeq lists its product as uncharacterized. The transcript is spliced from 3 exons. The annotation marks the transcript as partial. The record is from RefSeq and is a predicted model, not a curated record. Lineage: Eukaryota; Fungi; Basidiomycota; Agaricomycetes; Polyporales; Polyporaceae.